This is a messenger RNA of Cryphonectria parasitica EP155, 903 nucleotides long. Its product is annotated as Mago nashi protein. Gene Ontology annotation, cellular component: exon-exon junction complex; nucleus. The record is from RefSeq and is a predicted model, not a curated record. NCBI's taxonomy places the organism in Eukaryota, Fungi, Ascomycota, Sordariomycetes, Diaporthales, Cryphonectriaceae. Gene Ontology annotation, biological process: RNA splicing. Bases 1 to 465 code for a protein of 154 amino acids. The transcript has 5 exons.
AUGGCAUCCACCAAUGAACCUUUCUACCUGAGAUACUACUCCGGCCACUCAGGCCGGUUUGGCCACGAGUUUCUGGAAUUCGAUUUCCGUGUCGUCGGUGAUGGGCGUAGUGCAGUGGCCCGCUACGCUAACAACUCCAACUACCGCAAUGACAGUCUCAUUCGCAAGGAGAUGUGCGUCAGCUCCCUUGUUAUCGACGAGAUUAAGCGCAUCAUCAAGACUAGCGAGAUCCUCAAGGAAGACGACGGCAAGUGGCCGCAGAAGAAUAAGGAUGGCAGGCAGGAACUGGAGAUAAAGGUAGGCGGGGAGCACAUCAGCUUCGAGACGGCCAAGAUCGGAUCUCUGGUCGAUGUCACGGAGUCGGCCGAUCCUGAGGGGCUCCGCGUCUUCUACUAUCUAGUGCAGGACCUGAAGGCGUUGGUAUUCAGCCUCAUCUCGCUGCACUUCAAGAUCAAGCCUAUCUAAGCAGUGGAGGAGAGACUUGGGCCGCCAGCAAGAAAGAAGGCGCACCACUGGGCUGGGGAACACGAUGAUACCCUUUUCUGUUUCGCAUAAUUUGAGACUAUAGCCGGAGUUGCAGGUCAAGAGGUCCCAUGGCGAGGAGCGCACAUGUUCGUGCACCAAAGGCUUCGCAUCGCUACAGCAGUACGCUGUUGUGAGGGACCUGAAGAGAGUAUAGCAGGACCGUGUAUAGAGAAAGCUGGUACUGACCUGCUGUUGCGGUCGUGGCAGGUAGGCCUGGAAAGACGGCCGAGAGACCAAGGUGGCAAGAAGGCAGCAGCACUGAGAUAUCCGAUGGGGGCAAUAGUCUAUGAAGAGGUCUGGCUCCUCGUCCCUGUGGGCCCAUACUGUGCGCCAGACACUUCGCGUUCGGUUUCAUCAAUAGCCAAACCAAGUGUCCAG